AUGGGGUUGCUAUCGCUCGUGAAGCGGAGAAAUGCCGCCGCCAAAAGUGAUGCCCCAGCCGACACCGCCGACGCGCAGCCCGCCGCCCCUGCGGCCGCGGAGCAGCCAUCGCCAGCCGCCGCACCUGCUGAAGGAGCUGACGAUGCGGUAUAUUUGGUGCGCAAGGCGGGCUUAGCGGCGAAGGCGGCGAAGGAACCGGCGAAGGAGGAGGUGGGGGAGGCGGAGCACACAGUGCGCGUGCUGGGGCGCGCGUACGAGAGCGUGCACGAGGCGUACAGCAUGGGGCGCGAGCUGGGGCGCGGGCAGUACGGCGUGAUCCGCGCGUGCGUGGAGAAGGCGACGGGCGUGGCGUGGGCAUGCAAGAGCAUCAGCAAGGCGCGGCUGGCGGGCGCACGCGAGGUGGAGGAUGUGCGGCGGGAGGUGCGCGUGAUGCAGCAGCUGCGCGGCCACCCCGCCAUCGUGGCGCUGCACGCCACCUUGGAAGACGACCAGCAAGUGCAUCUCAUAAUGGAGUGUUGUGAGGGCGGGGAGCUGUUUGACCGCAUUCGCCGGCGCAAGCGCUACCCGGAGGAGGACGCGGCGGUGGUGUGCCGCACGCUGGUGGGCGUGGUGGGGCACCUGCAGCGCCACGGCCUCAUGCACCGCGACCUCAAGCCCGAGAACAUCCUGCUCGUGUCGCCCGCCUCCCACACGCACGUCAAAGUCGUCGACUUCGGCCUCGCCCUCCCCGUGCCCUCCCCGUCCACCCAGGUGCCCUCCCCGUCCACCCAGGUGCCCUCCCCGUCCACCCAGGUGCCCUCCCCGUCCACCCAGGUGCCCUCCCCGUCCACCCAGGUGCCCUCCCCGUCCACCCAGGUGCCCUCCCCGUCCACCCAGGUGCCCUCCCCGUCCACCCAGGUGCCCUCCCCGUCCACCCAGGUGCCCUCCCCGUCCACCCAGGUGCCCUCCCCGUCCACCCAGGUGCCCUCCCCGUCCACCCAGGUGCCCUCCCCGUCCACCCAGGUGCCCUCCCCGUCCACCCAGGUGCCCUCCCCGUCCACCCAGGUGCCCUCCCCGUCCACCCAGGUGCCCUCCCCGUCCACCCAGGUGCCCUCCCCGUCCACCCAGGUGCCCUCCCCGUCCACCCAGGUGCCCUCCCCGUCCACCCAGGUGCCCUCCCCGUCCACCCAGGUGCCCUCCCCGUCCACCCAGGUGCCCUCCCCGUCCACCCAGGUGCCCUCCCCGUCCACCCAGGUGCCCUCCCCGUCCACCCAGGUGCCCUCCCCGUCCACCCAGGUGCCCUCCCCGUCCACCCAGGUGCCCUCCCCGUCCACCCAGGUGCCCUCCCCGUCCACCCAGGUGCCCUCCCCGUCCACCCAGGUGCCCUCCCCGUCCACCCAGGUGCCCUCCCCGUCCACCCAGGUGCCCUCCCCGUCCACCCAGGUGCCCUCCCCGUCCACCCAGGUGCCCUCCCCGUCCACCCAGGUGCCCUCCCCGUCCACCCAGGUGCCCUCCCCGUCCACCCAGGUGCCCUCCCCGUCCACCCAGGUGCCCUCCCCGUCCACCCAGGUGCCCUCCCCGUCCACCCAGGUGCCCUCCCCGUCCACCCAGGUGCCCUCCCCGUCCACCCAGGUGCCCUCCCCGUCCACCCAGGUGCCCUCCCCGUCCACCCAGGUGCCCUCCCCGUCCACCCAGGUGCCCUCCCCGUCCACCCAGGUGCCCUCCCCGUCCACCCAGGUGCCCUCCCCGUCCACCCAGGUGCCCUCCCCGUCCACCCAGGUGCCCUCCCCGUCCACCCAGGUGCCCUCCCCGUCCACCCAGGUGCCCUCCCCGUCCACCCAGGUGCCCUCCCCGUCCACCCAGGUGCCCUCCCCGUCCACCCAGGUGCCCUCCCCGUCCACCCAGGUGCCCUCCCCGUCCACCCAGGUGCCCUCCCCGUCCACCCAGGUGCCCUCCCCGUCCACCCAGGUGCCCUCCCCGUCCACCCAGGUGCCCUCCCCGUCCACCCAGGUGCCCUCCCCGUCCACCCAGGUGCCCUCCCCGUCCACCCAGGUGCCCUCCCCGUCCACCCAGGUGCCCUCCCCGUCCACCCAGGUGCCCUCCCCGUCCACCCAGGUGCCCUCCCCGUCCACCCAGGUGCCCUCCCCGUCCACCCAGGUGCCCUCCCCGUCCACCCAGGUGCCCUCCCCGUCCACCCAGGUGCCCUCCCCGUCCACCCAGGUGCCCUCCCCGUCCACCCAGGUGCCCUCCCCGUCCACCCAGGUGCCCUCCCCGUCCACCCAGGUGCCCUCCCCGUCCACCCAGGUGCCCUCCCCGUCCACCCAGGUGCCCUCCCCGUCCACCCAGGUGCCCUCCCCGUCCACCCAGGUGCCCUCCCCGUCCACCCAGGUGCCCUCCCCGUCCACCCAGGUGCCCUCCCCGUCAACCCAGGUGCCCUCCCCGUCCACCCAGGUGCCCUCCCCGUCCACCCAGGUGCCCUCCCCGUCCACCCAGGUGCCCUCCCCGUCAACCCAGGUGCCCUCCCCGUCAACCCAGGUGCCCUCCCCGUCAACCCAGGUGCCCUCCCCGUCAACCCAGGUGCCCUCCCCGUCAACCCAGGUGCCCUCCCCGUCAACCCAGGUGCCCUCCCCGUCAACCCAGGUGCCCUCCCCGUCAACCCAGGUGCCCUCCCCGUCAACCCAGGUGCCCUCCCCGUCCACCCAGGUGCCCUCCCCGUCCACCCAGGUGCCCUCCCCGUCCACCCAGGUGCCCUCCCCGUCCACCCAGGUGCCCUCCCCGUCCACCCAGGUGCCCUCCCCGUCCACCCAGGUGCCCUCCCCGUCCACCCAGGUGCCCUCCCCGUCCACCCAGGUGCCCUCCCCGUCCACCCAGGUGCCCUCCCCGUCCACCCAGGUGCCCUCCCCGUCAACCCAGGUGCCCUCCCCGUCAACCCAGGUGCCCUCCCCGUCAACCCAGGUGCCCUCCCCGUCAACCCAGGUGCCCUCCCCGUCAACCCAGGUGCCCUCCCCGUCAACCCAGGUGCCCUCCCCGUCAACCCAGGUGCCCUCCCCGUCCACCCAGGUGCCCUCCCCGUCCACCCAGGUGCCCUCCCCGUCAACCCAGGUGCCCUCCCCGUCAACCCAGGUGCCCUCCCCGUCAACCCAGGUGCCCUCCCCGUCAACCCAGGUGCCCUCCCCGUCAACCCAGGUGCCCUCCCCGUCAACCCAGGUGCCCUCCCCGUCAACCCAGGUGCCCUCCCCGUCAACCCAGGUGCCCUCCCCGUCAACCCAGGUGCCCUCCCCGUCAACCCAGGUGCCCUCCCCGUCAACCCAGGUGCCCUCCCCGUCAACCCAGGUGCCCUGCCCUCCCCGUCAACCCAGGUGCCCUCCCCGUCAACCCAGGUGCCCUGCCCUCCCCGUCAACCCAGGUGCCCUCCCCGUCAACCCAGGUGCCCUCCCCGUCAACCCAGGUGCCCUCCCCGUCAACCCAGGUGCCCUCCCCGUCAACCCAGGUGCCAAGCUUUUUGUUCGCCAGGCAGUGACUUCACACACGCACUCAUCUCGCCUCCUCCUUGCACUCCACUGCCUCCUUGCACUCCACUGCCUCCUUGCACUCCACUGCCUCCUUGCACUCCACUGCCUCCUUGCACUCCACUGCCUCCUUGCACUCCACUGCCUCCUUGCACUCCACUGCCUCCUUGCACUCCACUGCCUCCUUGCACUCCACUGCCUCCUUGCACUCCACUGCCUCCUUGCACUCCACUGCCUCCUUGCACUCCACUGCCUCCUUGCACUCCACUGCCUCCUUGCACUCCACUGCCUCCUUGCACUCCACUGCCUCCUUGCACUCCACUGCCUCCUUGCACUCCACUGCCUCCUUGCACUCCACUGCCUCCUUGCACUCCACUGCCUCCUUGCACUCCACUGCCUCCGUCCCUCUCCCGUGGGGCGCUGCUCACUGCACCCCUCCCGUGGGGCGCUGCUCACUGCACCCCUCCCGUGGGGCGCUGCUCACUGCACCCCUCCCGUGGGGCGCUGCUCACUGCACCCCUCCCGUGGGGCGCUGCUCACUGCACCCCUCCCGUGGGGCGCUGCUCACUGCACCCCUCCUCUGCAUGGCACGGCACGGCACGGGUGGCAUGCGCAUGGCGGGGCGGUGAGGGUGGCAGGGGCGCGGGUGACGGCGAUGGCGGGGAGCAGCUACUACAUGGCGCCGGAGGUGCUGGAGCACUGCUACGGCGCCGAGGCGGACAUGUGGAGUGUGGGCGUCGUGCUCUUCAUCCUGCUCGCCGGCGUGCCGCCCUUCUGGGCUGCCAGCGAGGCCGGCAUCUUCAGCGCCAUCCGGGCGGCGCGUGUGGACGUGUUCAGCGGGGGGUGGGCGGGCAUCUCCCCGGACGCCAAGGACCUCGUGCUGCGCCUGCUCACGCGCGACCCCGCCCGCCGCAUCACCCCCGACAAGGCCCUCUCCCAUCGGUGGUUCAAGUCCGUCACUGCCGGCCCCCCACCCUCCCUUGUGCCCAUCAAGGCCUCCCCGGCAGAUGCUCCCACGCGCGCCCUGUCAGCUGCUGGCCUGCCAGGUGUUCGUCUGGGCGGUAAGCGCGGGUCCAGCACAGCGGGGGCAGGUGGAGAGAGGGCAGGGAAGGGAGGGGAGAGGGACGGUGGUGGCCGGCGCGGUGGGCAGGAAGGAGUGGCGGCGAGCAGGAGUGUGGAGGGCGCGGGCUGGCGGGAGCAGGGGGAGAGAGGGUGCGCGGACGAUGGCCGGGAGUUGGUGCGAGGCAGGGCGGGCAGCAGCGAGGGCAGCGCGGGCCGUGCAGCACGGCUGACACGGCACCGCUCGGAGGAUGUGGCGCAGCUGCUGCGCGGCGCAGGGGGGGCGCGGGAGUGGCAGGGCGGCACGGUGGAGGAGUGGAAGGCGAUGAGGAGAGAGGAGGGGAGAGGCGCGCGGGGCAAUGACAUGAGAAGGGAAAGGGAAGGAGGCGUCGAGAUGAGGGACGAGGAGGGAAGGAGGAGCAAAGGUUGGAGCAUGAGCAGGGAGAGAGGUAGAGAGAGGGAUCAAGAACGGAAUCGGAGUAUGGACAGGGAAUGGGAGCGGGAAAAGCGAGUGGAGAUGGAUAGAGACAGAGGUAGGGAGUGGGCCAGGGAUAGACACAGGGGUAGGGACGAGGAGAAAGAGACGAUCAAGGAAGAGGAGAGGAGUAGAGACAGAGUGAGCGAGGGGGAGAGGGAUAGAGACAGGUUCAGGGAGGGGGAGAGGGAUAAGGACAGUGAUGAGGAGGGGGGGAGUGAAAGGGACAGGGUAAGGGACAGGUUCAGGGGGAGGGAUAAAGAGGGCGAUAGAGAGAGGUACCGAUUGCAAGAUGGUGGGAGGGCAUACAGGAGGAGUUUCGAGUUGGAUGAUGAACGGGAACAAAGAUGGAGAGAGCGUGAGAGAGACAGUGAGAGAAGCAGAGAGUUGGAUAGCGGCAGAGAGUUGGAUAGCGGCCGGGACAGGCGCAGAGAGAGGGAGAAGGAGAGAGAGGAGAUGGGACGGGAGAAGGAUUGGAAAAAGGACGUGAGGGGGGAGAGGGGAAGAGGGAGACGAAAUGAAGGUAGUGGGGCGGAGGUAGGGCGUGGUAGGGAGGAGUGUGGAGGAGUGGGGGAUGGAGGGAGGAACGGGGUGCUGUGGCGAGUGGGCAGUGGCAGCAGGCGGUUGGGGGAGAAGGCACGCGGCGUGGGAGGCGUGGGAGGGGUGGGAGGGGUGGGAGGGGUGGGAGGGGUGGGGGGUGUGCAGCGCCACAUGUCGGAUGUGAGCGGCCUGCUGGCAGCCGAGCACGCCCGGGCCACCCACCACCACGCCCUCUCCCCCUCUCGCCGCUCCCCCCUCUCCCCCUCUCGCCGCUCCCCCCUCUCCCCCUCUCGCCGCUCCCCCCUCUCCCCCUCUCGCCGCUCCCCCCUCUCCCCCUCUCGCCGCUCCCCCCUCUCCCCUUCUCGCCGCUCCCCCCUCUCCCCCCUCUCCAGCCCCGAUGCCCCCUCUGGUGCCGGGCGCGCCCCCCGCUCGCGCCCGUCACGGCGCUCGCACUGGCGCCUGUCGUGCGACCUGGACGCCCCGCAUGGCAGCGACCUGGACGCCCCGCAUGGCAGCGCCGCCACCGCCCAGGGCGGAGCACAUGGGGGGGACGAGGAGGGGGGAGGUGGCGUGGGGGGAAGAGCAGAGAAUGAGUGGGGCAGGGCGAGCGCGCGGAGGAGAGCCAUGCAGCGAUCGCCGUCUCCGGAGCGCGAGAGGGAGGAGCGCAGUGGGGGGGCAGCACACCGACGCACUGGCAGCAGCAGCAGCAGCAGCGGCCACGACCCCACCACCGCUCGCCCCUCACGGGCGUCCCACCCCACUGGGCUGCCCCCUCCCGGCGACCACCACCGGCGCCACCGCAGCUCCGGCGACAUGCUGCCCGACCUCGCCUGCCCCGCCCCCGCCCCCGCCCCUCCCACCCGCACGCCCCCCUGCGCCGCGCUGCGCUCCCUGUCUGGCGGGCGCCCCCCUGACUGCCCCCCGCGCCCGGGGCUGGCUGGCAGCAGAGGCGCGGCCGGCAGGGAGGAGCAGGGCGCGGGUGACAAGGGCGCGGGGCGGGAUGGUGCAGGGCGAGUGGGUGAGCGCACACGGCACAGUCGGAGUGCGUCGGUGGGGGUGGCGGGUAUGGGGCGCAGGGAAGGGCGGAGGCAUAGCGAUGGGGAGGAGGGGGAUGAGGAGGACAGGAUUUAUGGGGAUAGGUGGGGGGAAGCAGAGGCAGAGAUGGCAGUGCGCUCGCCGGGGGCAAGGAUAGAGGAAGCAGCAGUGGAUAGGCUGCUGGGCGGGGGUGCGAGUGGGGGUGGUUUGGUUCGGCACCGAUCCAUGGACGUGGCGUCGCUGCUGCACGCCCGCUCUGCUGAUGACGCUGCCUGCCCCUCAUCCCCUGUGCGCCGCGCCCUGUCCCCUGUGCCGGGCCUCAACACAACCAUCAACGCCCUGUCCCCUGUGCCGGGCCUCAACACAACCAUCAACGCCCUGUCCCCUGUGCCGGGCCUCAACACAACCAUCAACGCCCUGUCCCCUGCGCAGCGAGGCGCAGAGGUGAGGGAGGUGAGGGAGGCAGCAGAGCAGGACAGCAGCAGAGGCAGCAGCCCGGGUGGGGGCAGUAGCUUCCGCAUGAAGGGCAGCAGGAGCGGGGUGACAGAGGGAGGUGAGAGAGGAGAGGGAGGAGAGGGAGAGGAGCGUGACAGGUGGAGCUCUGGCCAGGCACGGAGAGCAGUGGGCAGUGCAGGGGGGCUUUGGGGGGGAGGUGAAGGACACGGGCACAUGCGCAGCAGCAGUAGCAAGGGGGAGAGCAGAGAGGGUUCAUCGCUGGACCGAGAGGGUGGGGGUGAGUGCAGUGGAUGGGAGGAGGAGAGUUCCGAGGUGCACGGUGGGGAAGAGCAACGGGGGCAGGGACACAGAGCGAGCGGGUGGGGCCUCAAGGCGGUUGAGGCGGCUGAUGGGAGGCGGUGGAGCAAGGGAAGUGCCGGCAGGCUGGCACGGUACCGAUCUGCAGAUGUGUCCUCCCUUCUCCACUGA
This is a messenger RNA of Closterium sp. NIES-65, 7521 nucleotides long. The record is from the annotation of a GenBank genome assembly. Lineage: Eukaryota; Viridiplantae; Streptophyta; Zygnematophyceae; Desmidiales; Closteriaceae.